UGUUUAUGUCCAUGUGUGUGUGCCAGCUGUCGGCGUUAGAUGCGAGUUAUUGUUUGAUUUGAAGCAAACACAUUUGUAAACGAACGGAACUGAAAUGGCAAACAAAACAGAAAUACCGCUACCAGCUGAAGACCUCGACUGGGUGCAACUGAGACAAGAUCUGGGGCCCGUUGUCGAAGUGGAGACAACCAAAGAGAAACUGUUGCGCAAAAUCAACGAGAACCCUUUAGUGCCAAUUGGCUGCCUUGCGACGACAGCGGCAUUAACAGCUGGUCUUUACAACUUUCGCACCGGCAAUCGCAAAAUGUCACAAUUCAUGAUGCGCACUCGAAUUGCGGCUCAAGGAUUCACUGUUCUCGCCUUGAUUGUGGGCGUGGUAAUGACAUACGGCGACAAGAAAUCAACAAAAUAAUAAUUUAUCGAUUCAAUGUGAUUGUUGUGUAAAUUAAAGAGUUCGACAUCAAAUUUCUAUUCUAGCAUAAUCUAAAUAAUAUUUUUGAUCAUU
This is a messenger RNA of Drosophila nasuta, 505 nucleotides long. Its product is annotated as HIG1 domain family member 2A, mitochondrial. The coding region runs from base 95 to 412 and encodes 105 amino acids. Gene Ontology annotation, cellular component: mitochondrion. NCBI's taxonomy places the organism in Eukaryota, Metazoa, Arthropoda, Insecta, Diptera, Drosophilidae. Gene Ontology annotation, biological process: mitochondrial respirasome assembly. The record is from RefSeq and is a predicted model, not a curated record. The transcript has 2 exons.